This is a messenger RNA of Effrenium voratum, 4041 nucleotides long. The record is from the annotation of a GenBank genome assembly. NCBI's taxonomy places the organism in Eukaryota, Dinophyceae, Suessiales, Symbiodiniaceae.
AUGUGCUUCAGGAGGCAAUGGCCUGCUCGCAGCUCUUCAGGCCGGCUGCACGGAAGCGUCGCUGGCGGAGCUCGGCCUCAGCUUGGGCCACCUGACGGCAGCCCUCCGGUGCUUCGCCGAGACGGAGGAGAGAGCCUGACUGACUCUGUGUUCGCCGCUUCCUUGGAGAACUCCAUGGCCUGCGCCCGAGCAAAAGGGGCAGCUGGAGCACGGGCCGUGACAGCUUUGCGGCUCCUGGUGGUCGUGCUCGCAAGCAAGGCCGUGGCCAACAGACAGACGGCGCACCUGGAGGUUUGCUUGCGGCUGGCCAAAGCCUGGCGGCCGCUGCCGGCCAAGGGCACCAAGGUGGCCGACUGGGUCGACCAGCUGCUGGUGGAUUGGCUGGUGAAUACCGCCAAGAGCCUUGGAGCCCUCUUCCACUUCAACUUGCGCAAGAACGUCUUGGAGCACCUGACCUUGCUGGCGCAGCAGGACCCCCUCGCCCACUUCAAAAUCGCCAACCUGCUCGCGGAGCUGUACUCGGUCUCCAACUUUGCCUCCUCCCGGGAGGAGUUGACCUUUGUCGGCAAGGCUCUAGAGUCCGGCUGCUGCGAGAAUGCGCACCAUGCCUGGUGGAAGGACAUCUCCCGUCUCUAUUUGGCCCUUGUCCACCCGAAGCCCUACCUCCACAAGGUCUACCAGCAGAGCCUCUUAGGGAAGCGCAUGCCCUUGGAGGCCUUCACUCCGCAGUCCCCCUGCAGCCCGGCGCCGAAGCCGGCGGAGACGCCGGAGCCAGAGUCCAGCGCUUCCUACACGGCCGAGGCUUCCUACACUGAGCGGGGUGCCAACGCUGUCGUCCAGCACCGCGAGCGGCUGGAAGGCACAGACUCCCUGCUGACGGCACGGAUCUCGCAGACCGUUCACCAGUUCUGCAAGGCGGCGUCCACCUAUGGUGGUGCCACCAUGGCGGAAGCGGCGGCGCAGGUGGUGGGCUUCCUGGCAGAUGCCUAUGAAGGCACUCCCUGGCAAUGCCACCUGGCAGCCGGCUGGAUUGCCACGCUGCGAUGUGGAGGCCAGCAGACGGAGGCUGAACAGGCGGAGGGCACGCGCAAGGUGCUGCGGGAGCUUUUGGUUCAGAAGAUGGUGGCAGACUUCGUCCCGGAGCGUGCCGACCGUCUACUGGAGCGGGCGAGCCGGCGGCAGCUGCCGCAUUGGCUGCAGGCCUUCAUCAAGGUGCCAGAGUGGCGGCGGGUGAUCUACGAGCUGGCCAAGCAGAGCCGAGGCAGAUCAUCGACGUUCCUGUCGGGUGUGCUCCUCCACAUCGCUGAGGCCAAUGACUUCACCGAUGAGCUGCUGGAGCACACCUCGAGCUCCGAGAGCUUUCACUUGUUUUGCCGCAAUGUCCGCAUCUUGCUGGUGAGAUGCUUCGACGUGGGCGCGGUGGAUGAGACACUCACCAGGAAGGCAGUAGACAACUUCUGCCAGCUGAGCUGCUACUCGAAGUAUACUUACAUGUACUCCCAGGGCAUCUUGAGAGAGCUGAUGCGCAUGUGCCCUCUGCAACGGCGGCCCCUGAUGUGCAUCAGCCAGGCCCUGACUGGGAUGGGCAACCGCCUCUUCAGCGUGGUCUUGCGCCUGGACCUACGCCUUAGCCCAGUCGGGAGGUACCCGGAGGUGUCCAAGAUGCUGCACUCCAUGUGUCGCUUCGGGCGCCAGCCCCGCUUCGUGGCCGCGGACGUUGUCAAGCUGUGUGGCCUUAUCGAGAACAUCGUGGCGAGCAAAGUCCACGCGGACGAGAAGGAGGACCAGGGACCUGCCACUCCCCAGAAGGCGGCCAGAGAGGCACCGGCGGAGAAGCCGGCAAAGCGCCAGAAGAAGGAGAAGAACCCAAGCCUGAAGGAGGAGAAGGACAAGAAGCACAAGAAAGAGAAGAAGGAGAAGAAAGAAAAGAAGGAGAAAAAGGAAAGGAGAAAACAAGCGAAGGAAAAGAGGAAGCAACAAAAAGCCAAGGAGGCUCAAACGCAGGAGUCGGAGGAGGCUGCAGAUCAGAAGGACAAGGAGUCAGACACAGAGGUCGCCUCAUCCCUGGACAGCUGGCUCGAUGGGGAGGCCAACGAGGCGCCAACGGCCGAGAGCGCGGCCGAGUCCGCCACUCCAGAGAGCUCGGCUGGCAAAGCCAAGGAGCCCAAGAGUGCGAAGGAGCUGAAGGAGGAGGCCAAAGACCGCCCAAAGAGCCCUCAGGCGAAGGCGGAGCCAAAGAAGAAGGAGGACAGCGACAGCGAGGCGUCCACUGACCAAGCGUCCUGGGUGUCGAACCCGCAGGGAUCGGUCUCCAAGCAGAAGACGGAGAAGACCGCAAGCAUCUGGAACAUGCCCGCGCCAGAUGAGUCUUCGCGGGAGGCAGAUGGCGAAACCUCCAUGUGCGGAAACCAUGAUCCUACCAAAGGGGUGAGAGGAGUGCUGGAGUCCAUGCGCAGCCCGGUCAUCAUCGAAGCCUUGCUAACCCGUUUCGUGGACCCGUUUGAGGCCCAGCUUUCUGAGAAGGAUUGCAAUUCCUACGCAAGACUGCUGGCGACCUGCUGCCAUGAUGGCGUUCUGGCGGCGCACGGCACCAAGCCGAGGACAGACGCAGAGGAGGCGGUGCGAAGCACCUGCAAGGAGCUGGAGGCGUGCCAUCAGGUGGCCCACCACCUGCAGGCCUCGUGGCUGCGGCAGGUGGCUGGCAUGAUGCGGCUGCAGCGGAGCGCUUUGGGCUGCGCUGCGGGCUUGCGGUGGCUGCAGCACGUGGUGCUGGGCACCCGUGUGCGGCGCCAGCUGCUGGUGCGCAUGUCCCAGCCAAUCAUUUUCCUCAUGCUGAAGCAGGCCUGCGAUGCGCACAAGCUUCAAUCCUGGCGGGUUCUGAAGAUCUUGGGAGAUAUGCUGGAGCUCCUGCCUUCGACCGUGCAGGAGGAUGACGAGGUGGUGGAGGACGAGCCAGCCCAAGCGGCUCAAGGGGAUGAGGUGCUGCAUGCCGACAUCCACGACCCGGCCGCCCUGCGCAGCAGGGUUGCAAAGAUGAUCGCUGGCACCCUCUUGUAUGUUGCGUUGAGGCAUCGUUGCGAAGUGCCGGUCCUGGACCUUGCACGUGCCCGGGCAGCUAGCUGGGAGAAGGACGGUCUGCAAUUCUUCCUCGCCCAGCUGCUGGACUCCGUGCAGCCACCGCACUCCAAGCGGUUUUGCUGGGCCUUAGUCUUGCUGAUGGCGACGCCGGAAGGGACCGCGGCCUGCCGAGCCUUGGGCACCGUGCCGGAGCAUUGCAGCCUGGCCCGGGAGUUCUGCAAGGAUGCGCGGACAUCCUUGGAAGUGGCGGAGGUCGCCUCGCAAGCCGUCAGGGACCGCCUGGCCGAGGCCAAAGAGGCCUACAAGUCGGUGGAGGCAUCCCUUGCCAGCCAGGCUGCGCUGUCGCCGCGGUUGGGGGCGCUGCCAUCCCCGUCCCCGGUGCCGGUCGUCCCGUUGUCGCCACGCCCGAAGCCGCGGCCCGCCCCCAAGAAGGAGGUGGACGAGCAGGCCAAUUUGUGGAAGUGGUGGGACUCCUCCAGACAGGGGCAGAGGCCAUCGCGACAAGGCAAAGCCAAAGCUAAGCCCAAGGCAAGGACGCGUGAGGCUCGUGCCAAGGUGAUUGCUAGCCCAGACCCGUCGCCGCCAUCUUCCUGCUCGGAGGGGUCGGUGAGUGAGUACGAAGAGCCGGAUCCGAGCCAUCGAGCUCAGGCCGUGGCACCGGUUCCAGGGAGCCUUCCCCGCACGUUGCAGGCCUUUCUGCCGUGUUGGGCUGUGGGGCCCUUGGCUUGCGCCAGGCCUUACAGGGCCGAUGGCAGCAUUCCAGUGCCAAGCUGGGCCAAAUCAACGUCACGGACAGGGUCGCAGAGUUCGAGAACGGCCAAAAGUUCAUCAUCCGCGAGGGGCCCGACGGCGCUGUGGAGGUGGGCGGCUACGUCGCCAGGCCAGAGGGACUCCGACCAGCGCAGCUUCACUGGACCCGUGGCAGCGCCGCUUGCUCCUGGCAGCGCCACAGGCCGCGCCUGA